Messenger RNA from Clunio marinus, 192 nucleotides. NCBI's taxonomy places the organism in Eukaryota, Metazoa, Arthropoda, Insecta, Diptera, Chironomidae. The record is from the annotation of a GenBank genome assembly.
AUGUUAGCGAUGGAAGUUAUUAAAAAAACGGAAACUUUCCAUUCCAUAGUUACUGAAAUGGCAUCGAACGGAAAUAAUAAAAGGAAGAAAUUGUCUUCAUUUUUUUUGUUCUGUUAUAAUCUGAAGCCGAGUGGAGAACCAAAGAAUCCUCCAAAAAACUUUUCGGAUGACUUUGCCGUUUCUUUCGUUUAG